AUGCCGAGCUGAUCGAGGAAGUCAACGUCUUCAAGUGUCCUCAGUGUAACUCACUAACUCCUCUGCCAGAGCUAAACAGCGUGGAAGAUCUAAAACCAAGUCUUUUACAUUCAAGAAUCCUGAAGGGACUGGCCUUAGCAGAAGGUAGAAAGGUUUGUUCUGUUUCUGAGAAACGCCUUGAUUGACGUCCACCAAAAUCUACUUCUUCGCUACAGAAACAAUCGCUAGAGGGCGCGUGUGAUUGAGAAUGGCUGUAAGAGGUUUGAUAGUAAUAAUAAAAUUGCGGCAAAGUUUCGAUGCUGACGAAGAUAUUAAUUUUUGAAUCUAAGUAUUUUUUGUGGAAUUUGGUUUGAAUUGAACUACGCAACGCUCCCUAUUAUGGACUGUGCCUUUCAAUUUCUGCUUUGUUUUGUUCUUCUUUCUUGAUUUUUCGCUGGAAAGAUAAAGGGUCUGGGUAAAAGGGAAUGUGAGAAUGAUGUCACGGUGGAUUUGACUUCGUAUCACUGUGAAACGAUACGAUAUAUUUUGAUCCAAUCACAGCGCGAGAAAUUAUUGAUACUAUCAUCUGCGUUCCUUUGCGUGACACGGAUUCUUAAAAAUACUGAAAGUGAAGUCACGUGAAUUUCCAAGAAAGACAGAAAAGCCGGAAGUAGUUAACUCCUAUCAACAUGGAAUCGUUUCUUACUGAUCUCAAGAAGCAAGUUCAAUGUUCUUUGUGUUACGAUACCCUUUGUGAACCCAAGAUUUUAAAAUGUUUUCAUACUUUUUGUAAGCCUUGUAUUAAAAGACACGCCGAGCUGAUCGAGGAAGUCAACGUCUUCAAGUGUCCUCAGUGUAACUCACAAACUCCUCUGCCAGAACUAAACAGCGUAGAGGAUCUAAAACCAAGUCUUUUACAUUCAAGAAUCCUGAAGGGACUGGCCUUAGCAGAAGGUAGAAAGGUUUGUUCUGUUUCCGAGAGCCAUUCUCCAGCAUCUUGGUAUUGUUUUGAUUGUGAUCACUCACUGUGUCAAGAAUGUCGAAAUUACCAUUCCUUCUUCAUGAAAGACCACAAGGUCGUCUGCCUGGCGGAUUUGAAGAAAGAAGAUUUUGAACUGAUAAUAACGAGAGAGAAUCAAUGUAAAGCUCACCCUGAUCAGAGGUUAGAGUUCUUCUGCGAAGAAUGUGAUGCUUUGAUUUGCCUGGCUUGCUGGAAACACGAUCACACAGAUCAUAAACUACUAAAGUUAGAUAAGUUUAUCUUAUUGAAGAAGAACGUGUUGGCUAAGCAACUGGAAGUACUAGACAAGUUCAGAAUCGACGAGAGGCACAAAAAAGAACAGGAAGAGAUUGCGAAGACCAUGAAACAAGAUGGAGAACGAGCCAAAAAAGAAGUGAAAGAAAAUACAAAGAAAAUGAUCGAAACUUUACAAGAAAACGAACAAAAACUGCUGAAACAAAUCGACAAGAAAUUGGACAUAGCCACAACAAACUUGAACAUAAUUCAUCACACUCCAGCAGUCAAGGAAUACAUUAAUAGGAUGAUGGAAAAAGGGCUGGCAAGUGAAAUGAUGAAUAUACAAGAAACAGAAUGCUCUGAGGAUUUUGUGUUCUCCCCGCUACCACAUUCAAGGUUUGUCUUUGUUCCAAACGAAGUGUUAGUUCAAAAGGUGAAUACGGGGGUUGGAGAAAUACAAUCUUUAUCAUACUCUAAAACAGAUCAUACGAUGAGCACUAUCCAAGUGGAGUCUGAGCCAGAAGCUUUAAGACAAGGAAAGCUGAUAUUGAUAACCAAAAGCAGUGAAGGCAAGCUAAAUUAUGAUCCAUUUGAUGUUAUAGACGUUAAAAUCAGCCCUGAAGAUGAUGUGGUAACGAAAAAGAAAUYUGUAUCCACUGUUGGUAAAAUAGAAGUGGAGUUCAUGGCUAAAGUAGCUGGUCAACUGACAGCAGAGGUUCAAGUGAAUGGGAAUCAUGUAUCUAACAGUCCUCUAGUGAUGAAUGUACAGCCACAGAAGAUGACAAUAACGAGGCAGUUUAAGAUGAAAGGAUUAAAUACACUACCCAAACAAGUGAAUGGUGUGGCAGUAAAUAAAGAAAAAAAUAGAAUCGCUGUUGCAGAUGAGUUUGCGCACUGUGUGUAUGUGUUCAACACUGAUGGAGAUAUCUUACUCACGUAUGGUGGACAUGGUAGUGGUGAGGAACGGCUAGAUCAUCCUGAAGGUUUAGCAUUUCUGAAUGAUACAGAUUUAGUCAUAGCAGACCGUUGGAACAACAGAAUAUGUAUAGUAGACACUAAAACAGGGGCAUUGAUCAAAGUCUUUGGUAACGAAGGCAACGGGGUUGGAGAGUUUAGUUUUCCACAUGGAGUCCAGGUUGAUGACGAUGGUAACAUCAUCGUGUGUGAUACUGGGAAUCAUCGUGUUCAGGUGUUCACAAAAGACGGUGACUAUMAAUAUCAGUUUGGUUUGACACAAGAGGACAAGUUUUGUCCUAUCAGUACAGUAACACACGGUGGACGGUUUUACGUCAGUGAUUUGGAUAACUACGUCAUUCGUGUGUUUGAGAAGAAAGAUGACGUACCAACUAGAGUGUUGACGAUUUUUGGUAAAAGCRGUGCAGAUGGUCAGCUCUAUGGAUCAUGGGGGCUGGCUAUUGAUAAUGACCAUCAUCUGCUGGUCUGUAUUGACGGAAAUAACUGCAUUGAAAAACUCACGUUAGAUGGUCGUUUUAUUGGGAGGACUUGUGAAGUAAUCAAAAGUCCUGUCUGUUUGGCAGUUAUGAAUGAUGGUCAGUUAUUGGUGACUUUACACGAGGACGGAGUGUACUUUGUGGAGUAGAAGCGAAGAACAAUGUCAUCUGAUUCAUUCAUUGAUUUUCGAUUUUGAGAUAUGGGCGAUCAUGAUGCGCGUUUUGGCGCGAAAGUUUCCGCUAACUAAUGAUUUAGUAUAUGAUUUAGUAUAUGACACGCGAUUUUCUUAAAAGUCAUGCCGGAUCUUCCCCAACUGCAUUAGAUUGGUUCACUUCCUAUCGUAAUAGAACGUGCCAGCGGGCACCCUACGUAUUUUUGUGGAAUUUGGAUUGAACUCCUUUCCGUGUGGGAUGCAUUUAGUAGAACUAAACGGAAAGUGUAUCAGUAAAUUUUAUCUGCUAUGGAAACAUGAUUUUGGGAUUUCUAAUUUUUGUAAUUUUUGAUUCAUUAAAAAAGUACCAUACUUUCA
Messenger RNA from Actinia tenebrosa (Australian red waratah sea anemone), 3197 nucleotides. Its product is annotated as E3 ubiquitin-protein ligase TRIM71-like. NCBI's taxonomy places the organism in Eukaryota, Metazoa, Cnidaria, Anthozoa, Actiniaria, Actiniidae. Gene Ontology annotation, molecular function: zinc ion binding; protein binding. The record is from RefSeq and is a predicted model, not a curated record.